Molecule: messenger RNA, 2317 nt
Organism: Sesamum indicum (sesame)
Lineage: Eukaryota; Viridiplantae; Streptophyta; Magnoliopsida; Lamiales; Pedaliaceae
Product: ARID/BRIGHT AND ELM2 DNA-binding domain-containing protein
Molecular function (GO): DNA binding
Source: RefSeq, a predicted model, not a curated record
AUUUUUGGGUUUUGUCCAACACAAAGUACCUGUUUCUGUACAAAUAUUGAAAAAAAAACCCGUCUUUCUCUCCUUCUCUCUCUAUUUCUCUCUCACUAUGGUCUAGAGAGAGAAAAGAGCGGGACUUGAAAAUCUUUUUUCUUUCUCAUGGGGUCUCAAGAUUUUUUUUCAUCCAAGUAGUAUUCGACAUCAACUUUCGUCCCGCCAAAAACCCACCUGAAUAUCACUGCCCUUUUGCUAUAAUCGCAUCGUGAAGGGUCUGAAAAAUAUACAAAACGAUGGCAGGAUGGUUGAAGAGAGAGAAUGAGUCUAGCGUAGAAGAAAGCUUGGGUGCUCCUCAGAAAACCGAGGUUUGUUCCGAUUCUGAAAACGAAAACAAUAGCGAUAAGAAGCUUAAGUCCUUGUUCGAUGAGUUUCUCGUGGUUUUCUUGAAAGAAGUUUCCGGCAUUUCUUGUUUUAGGCCACUGCCACCGCUGAUUGGUGAAGGGGAGGAAGUUGAUUUGUUUAAGCUUCACGUUGUUGUAAGAAAGAGAGGUGGAUAUCGUGGUGUAUCAGAGAACGGGUUGUGGAGUUUAGUGGCAAAAGAUUGUGGAUUCGAAUUGAGAACUGGGGCGGCUCUGAAGUUGGUUUAUGUUAAGUAUUUGGAUACAUUGGACAGAUGGUUGAGGAAGGCUGUUAAGGAUCAACAGAGGGCCGAGACUGGUGCCCAAGAAACUUAUCUUGGUUUCAGUGGGCUUUUGAUGGAGUUGGAGUCGGAUUUGAAGGUGUUUAUGCCGGAUAAAAUCAAGAAAGGUGAGAAGUUUGUGGAAUACAAGAAGAGUGCAUUGGGAAGUGGUGGCGAGGAUUUUGUGGAAUUAAAUAUGGAUGUUAAGAGUGUUGAUAAGAAGUCAAGUAGAGAAAACAGAGAAGGUAAUGUAAAUGCUGAUGAGAAACAAUGUGUCGAAAAAGGUGGCUGCGUUAUUGAUCCGGCAACCGAGGAUGACCCUGUCAGUCGGAAAAGGAAGCGCGAAUGCUAUAUGAGCAUGCUGAAUUGGAUUAGAGAAGUUGCAAGAGAUCCUUGUGAUCCUGCUAUUGGGCUGUUACCUGAAAGGCAUAAGUGGAAGUAUUAUGGGAGUGAACUGCAGUGGAAGCAGAUUCUCAUGGUUCGAGAGGAAAUGCUUUUGAAAAGGAAUGUUGAUACAAGUCCUCAACAGUCAGUUUGGCAGAAGAAGCAAAAGAUGCACCCAAGCCUGUAUGAUAAUUAUCAAUGCAGUUCCGAGAGGUUGAGAUGCAGCCAGCGGCUCCUUUCUGCCAAGGAUCCUUCUCGCAAGGCACGGGAACGACUUAAUCUCGAGUCAUCUUCCUCAGAUUGCGAGAGUGAUGAUGAUUCAGCUGAUAAACCAUCUGAUCCAACAGCUAAUUCUGCUGGUUUUUGGGGCAAGCAUCGCCAGAAGCGAAUUCCCAUAGGUACACCUUUUCAAGCAGAUUUGCCAGAGUUCUGUGCAGCUGAUUAUGAAAGUGAUUCUAAAUGGUUGGGUACCAAAAUCUGGCCACUGGAUAAAGGAGCACAGAAGAAAAGCUUGAUUGAAAGGGAUCGUAUUGGAAAGGGAAGACAAGAAAUUUGUGGCUGUCAGUUUCCCGGCUCUCCUGAAUGUGUGAGAUUCCAUGUUCGGGAGAAGCGGAGGAAAGUAAAGCUUGAACUGGACUCUGCUUUUUACAGGUGGAAAUUUGAUGGCAUGGGGGAGGAUGUUGCACUCUCCUGGACAAAAGAAGAUGAGAAGAAAUUCCAGGAAAUAGUGGAGUCAAACCGUUUAUCAUUGGAAAAAUAUUUCUGGGAUGAACUUUUCAAGUUUUUUCCUAACAAAGGCAGGGAGGUUCUGGUGAGCUACUACUUCAAUGUUUUUCUCCUCCGGCGCAGAGGGCAGCAGAAUAGAAGCAGCACAAGCAAGAUUGACAGUGACGAUGAGGAGUCUGAAUUCGGACCAAUCGCCAAUAAGUUUGGUCAAAUUGCUGCUAAAUCUCCAGGCUCCAUCUUUUGUUCCCCAAAGAAAUCUCAUUCGAAUAGCAGAUAGCUUUUCAAAGACUUGUUACAGUGUUGUUAGAUGAUGUAAAUCUGCAGCAGUUUUUUGGUCGAAAGAAUGUUGUUUUUUUGGCUGUCACCAUCAACAAUCAACUUUUUGAUGCCAUCUGCAGCCGUAUAUCUGAUGACUAUAAAUACAUCUAGCCUGGCGAUGCAUAGGAACAUAGUCACAAGGUUAGUGCAACUCUUGAGCUGAUCAGCUCCCAUUUUGUUCUUUUUGUAUGUCAGUCUUUCUCAAAUAUCAACUUAUUAUGAAUA